AUGGCGGAAUUUAGCGCGAUUUGGAAGAGGGUAAGCGGGCAGGACGAGCAGCAGGCGCGCAGCGUACGCGAGAUUCUCGAGGGUUUUUACUCGGAUCCGUGUCGAAAGUAUCACGGCUUGAAUCACGUGAAGGAUUGCUUGGAUCAGCUGGCCGAUUUUCGCCAUGGCGGCAAUGCUGAUCUCGCGGAUUCUCAGCUCGACGAGGUUGCCGUUGCUCUCUGGUUCCACGACGCGAUCUACAACCCCAAAUCGACCAACAACGAGGCCAACAGCGCGGCGUUGUUCGUGGAUUUGUCGCGAGGUAUGGAGGCGAGCGCUCGCGAGAGGAUUGAGAGGAUGAUCCUGGCGACAAGAGACCACAUCGGAGACGAUCCGGCGGAGAGGCUGAUCGUGGACAUCGAUCUGUCGAUUUUGGGACGCGGGAAGGAGGAUUUCAAUGCGUACAACGAGGGCAUCCGGAGCGAGUACUCGUGGGUACCCGAGAAUGUGUAUCGCGAGAAGAGGGCCGCCGUGCUCAAAAGAUUCCUCGAGCGAGAGCGCCUCUUUUGGACGGAUUACUUCCACGCCAAGUUUGAGCGAGAGGCGAGAGCGAACCUCAAAACAACUUUGGCGGCUCUAGAGGAGCCAGAGAGUGGCAGAGACGGGGUGGCUUUCUCUUGAUCGAUCGAUGGAGGCCGCUUGGCUUUUGGCUCUGGGAUUGCUGAUUCUCCUUGUCUCACCAUCUCUUCUAAGCUCACUGGUGAUGAGCCAUUUAGGAGCUGUGCUGGAUAUCUGAUGGCUCCAAACACCUAGAAAUAGAAUUGAAAUAAAUUAAUUUAAUUUUAAGUAA
This is a messenger RNA of Selaginella moellendorffii, 829 nucleotides long. RefSeq lists its product as uncharacterized. The coding region runs from base 1 to 660 and encodes 219 amino acids. The record is from RefSeq and is a predicted model, not a curated record. The transcript is spliced from 2 exons. Lineage: Eukaryota; Viridiplantae; Streptophyta; Lycopodiopsida; Selaginellales; Selaginellaceae.